CUUAUUCUUCUUAUUUUUUGUAAUCUUUACAUGAAGUUGUGGAGAAUUUACCCCACACCUUCAGAAAAUGUUGGUUGAUGUUCCUUUUGUAACCUUAUUUUGCGAUCUGAUUAUUAUUUUAAAGCCUUUUUUAAUGUCCUUAGUGAUUAAUGGUUCUGUAAAAAAAAAAACUUUGAGAAUAGUCACAUAUUUUAAACCUAGGUGUUUCUAAUUACUAGAUUUUAUUGAAUUUUUAAGAAAGGCAGAAGGAAACAGAUCAUUCAUCUGCUAGUUCACUCCCAAAAUGACUGCACCAGCAUGAUCUGGGUCAGACCAAAGCCAGGAGCCGGAACUCCAUUCUAGUCCCCCAUGCACUUUAGCAAAGAGCUGGAUGGGAAGCAGAGUAGCUGUGACGCCCAACUAACACUCCAGUACAGGAUGCCAGUGUCUUAAGCAGUCUUAACCUGCUACACCAGAAAGCUGGCCCCUGAAAGAUGUAAAUCUUCAUCUGACCAUUUAAAAAUGAACUUUUGUUCUAAGAUUUAUUUAUUUAUUUGAGAGGCAGAGUUAAAGACAGACAGAAAGGCCUUCCAACCACUAGUUCCCUCCCCAGAUGAGUACAACAACUGGAGCUAGGCCAAUCUGAAGCCAGGAACCAGGAGUUUCUGGGACCUACAUGGGUACAGGGGCCCAAGCCCUUGAGCCAUCUUCCACUGCUUUCCCAGGUUAUAGUAGAGAGCUGGAUCAGAAGAGGAGCAGCCAGGACUUGAACCAGCGCCCAUAUGGGAUGCUGGCACUGAAAGUUGGGGCUUUAACCUGCUAUGCCACAGCGCUGACCCCUGAACAUUUUUUCAACAGGGACACUUUUCCAAAAGGGAAUUGUAAAUAAUAUCAUUAGUGAAUGAUGAUGCCAUUAAGGAACAUUAUUUAUAUGAUAGAUUAUAUAUUAGUAUUACUUACAUAUUAGUAUAUAUAUAUGUUCUUUAUAUUGAGUAAAGUAUUAACACUCACCUGUGAGAGAUGCUCAUGUAUAGCAACUAUAUGGACUUAGUGCUUUGUUUGUUUAAAGAUUUAUUUUACUUAUUUGAAAGGCAGAGUUGCAGUCCACUGGUUCACUCCUAAAUGACUACAACAGCCAAGGCUAAGCCAGAACAAAGUCAGGACCCUGGAACUCCAUCCGAGUCUCCCACGUGGGUGACAGGAGCCCAAGCACUUGAGCCAUUUUCCACUGCUUUCCCAGGCACAUUAGCAGGGAGUUGGAUCAGAAGUAGAGCAGCAAGGACUCAAACUGGGGCUUGUAUGGGAUGCUGGUAUCACAUGUGGCAGCCUAAUGCGGCUCCCCGUUGCUAGUGCCUGUGCUUUGUUUGUUCUAACAGUGUUUUCAAAGCAUUAAACUGUAAUGAAAAUAUGACAGGCCUACUGAAGUAGAGGGCAAAAGCCUUUGAGUGCAAGAGCUAGACACACUUAGAUCAACUCAGUGUUAUUUUAUUUUUAUUUAUUUGGGACACAGAGAAUGCUUAUCAGCUGGUUGACUACUGAAAUGCCCACAAUGACCAGGGCUGAGGCUAAAAACUUGGAUAACCAUCUGGUUCUCCCAUGUGGGUGGCAUGAACUUCAUUCCCUGAGCCAUCAGUCCUGCCUCCCAGGGUCUGCAUUAGGAGGAAGUCAGAGUCAGGAGUCGGAACUGGAUAUCUAAUCCAAAUACUACAAUAUGAGUUGCAAGCAUUAUAAUAGCAUCUUGACUUUAAAUCUUAAGCUCUAGCCCUUAAUCUUUUUAAUUCUAUUCCAAAAAAUCAUAUUUUAAUUAGAACUAUUAAGAAAACUUAGUUUAAUUCUUAAACUGUUUUGUAUUUAUUAUAAAACAGAGCAAAUAUAUUGAUGUUGGGAAACAGUGUUCUUAUUGUGGAGAAAGAAGGUACAUAUAAUGGAAGGUGAAAGUUGAGAAAGAACCUUACAGUAUUGAAUAUAAACAGAUAUGUCUUUGAACUCAUUUCUUAAGAAACUAGUUAUUUCCUUGCUCUCGUCCUAGGAAGAACCAAGAAUCAGUGGUACCCAAAGGCAAGGAACAGAUGUAGACCUAGUUCUCAGUUUCUAAAUACUAUUUCUGAUUGAAAGGAAACAGGGGCUCUUGAAAAAAGAUGGAAAAAAAGAAAAAUGCCUGAUAAUAUGUAAAAGGAGUGGUGGAUGGUGGGAAGGCAGAUGUUGUGGCACAGCAGGUUAAGCCAUUUGGGAUGCCUGCAUUCCAUAUCAGUGCCUGGAAUGGAGUCCUGGGUCUGCUUCUGAUCCACCUUCCUGUUCGUGCACCUAGGAGGCAGCAGGUGGUGGCUCAAGUACUGAGUCUCCGCCAACCAUAUGGGAGACCCUAAUGCAGUUCUUGGCUACUGGCUCAACCCCAGCCAUUGCAGGUAUUUGGGGAUUGAACCGGCAGAUGAAAGCUCUCCCUGUGUCUGUGUAUGUCACUCUGCCUUUCAAAUGAAUGAACAAACAUUUUUUUAAAAAACCUAUUCUGAGAUAUCAUAAAAAAUUAUCUAUCAGGACCAGCACUGUGGCAUAGCAGGUAAAGCCACUGCCUGCAGUGCUGGCAUUUCAUUUGGGUACCCGUUCGAGUCCUGGCUGCUCCACUUCUGAUCCAGCUCUCUGCUAUGGCCUGGGAAAGCAAUAGAAGAUGGCCCAAGUCAUUGGGCCUCUGCACCCAUGCAGGAGACCCAGAAAAAACUCCUGGUUUCAGAUCGGCCCAGCUGCAGCCGUUGCAGCCACUUGGGGAAUGAACCAGCGGAUGGAAGACCUCUCUUUGUCUCUCUCUGUGUCUGCCUCUGUAACUCUGUCUUUCAAAUAAAUAAAUAAAUCUUAUAAAAAAUUAUCAUCUCAUAACUUACUUAUCAGUUACAUGAGGGGCAGUAAAUGUGCCUGUUUUAGUAACAGAAAGAUCUAAUCAAAAGUUGAGCAUUGCUGUAGUUGAUAUCUGUUUGUGAUGAUUAGGAGGAUGUGUAUCAUCUUUGUGGUAUGUGGACUAAGUGCAGAGUCUGAUUCUGAAAAGGUGUGUGUGUGUACAGAAGAUGGCAUGUCUUGCAAAACAAAAAGAAUCAAUGUUACAUAGAACAGAGAGGCAAUAGAACUUUUCUGGGCUGGGGAAAACAGGUGAGAAGGCAUUCAGAUGUAAUAUGAGGUCAGAUCAUGGAUUUAGAAACUUUGAGUAUGGACUACUGUAGUUAGAUGGUAUAUUUACUUCUGAUUUUCUUAAUUGUGUGGUAGUUAACUAUACAGAAGAAUGGGGGAGAUAGUUUGGAAGGAUUUAAGGGUAAAUGAUCCAAUUGUUACAGCUUAUCUGGCAAGAGAAGUUAUACAUCAAAGUAUAAAGAGAUGGAGUAGAUGCAGCAAAAUGUUAGCAGCGGGACCAGCACAGUAGCUCUGCAGGUUGAGCCACGACCUGCAGUGCUGGCAUCCCAUAUGGGCGCCCAUUCGAUUCCCAGCUGCUCCACUUCUGAUCCCACUCUCUGCUGUGGCCUGGGAAAGCAGUAGAAAAUGGCCCAAGUCCUUGGGCCCCUGCAGUCACCUGGAGACCCAGAAGAAGCUCCAACCAUUGUGGCCAUCUGGGGAGUAAAUCAGUGGAUGGAAGACCUCUGUCUCUCUGCCUCUGCCUCUCUGCAACUCUGCCUUUCAAAUAAAUAAAUAGAUCUUUAAAAAAAAAAAAAAAAAGUAUGUGGGAGGACAUGUGUUCAGUACUUGUGAAUAGUAUGCGCCCCCAACUUUUUUUUUUGACAGGCAGAGUUAGACAGUGGGAGAGAGAGAAAAGUUGGUUCACCCCCCAAAUGGCUGCUAAGCUGGCGUGCUGCGCCAAUCCGAAGCCAGGAGCCAGGUACUUCUCCUGGUCUCCCAUGCGGGUGCAGGGCCCAAGCACUUGGCCAUCCUACACUGCCUUCCCGGGCCACAGCAGAGAGCUGGACUGGGAAGAGGAGCAACCAGGACAGAAUCCGGCGCCCCAACCGGGACUAGAACCUGGGGUGCCGGCGCUGCAGGUGGAGGAUUAGCCAAGUGAGCCACAGCACCGGCCGGCUCCCUCCCCGCCCCUUUUAAAAAGAUUUAUUUAUUUGAAAGUCACACAGAGAGAGGAAGAGGGGGAAAGAGAAUCUUUAUCUGCUAGUUCACUCCCUAAAUGGCUGCCACAGUUAGAGCCAGGCCAGGCCAAAGCCAGGAGUCAGGAGCUUUUGCCGGGUUUCCCACAUGAGUACAAGGGCCCAAGCACUUGGGCCAUUUUCCACUGCUUUCCCAGGCACAAAAGCUGGAACCAGCACCCUUAAAAGAUGCGAGCGUUGCAGGUAGUGGCUUUACAUUGCCACGCCACAACACCAGGUGCUCAAGCAGUGACUUAAACCACUGCACCAAAUGCUUGCCCUUGGUUUCUGGUGUUUGGAUUUAAAAGGGAGUUUAAACAAAUCAGAAUUACAUUACUGCUAUUUAAUGGGAAAGUUUUUUUCUACUUUCCAUAUACAGGUGUUCCCAACGAAUGAUAGGGUUACACCCCCAUAAACCCAUGGGGGUUUUUUGUUUGUUUGUUUUUCUUUUUUUAAGAUAGUUACAGGCAGAGGGAGAGAAAGUGAGAAAGGUCUUCCAUAUGGGCAUGGGAGCCACAGGCGGUGGCUUAGCUUACUAUGCCACAGCUCUGGCCCAUAGCUGUUUCUUUAUAAGUCAUUACAGUAGUUUUACUAGCUUGUAUGCGAAGUCUCAUCCUCUUAUCAGCAAAACGGAUAAAUGUUGACUGAAAGGACAGAGAAAUGGGUGCAUUUUAACUUGUUAAAUAGGCAAACCAGGGGCUGGUGUUGUAGUGCAAUGAGUUAGAGUAAGCCACCACUUGCAAGACCGGCAUUAUCCAUGCUAGUUCGAAUCCCAGCUACCCCACUUCCAAUCCAGCUCCCUGCAAGUGCACCUGGGAAAGUAGCAGAUGUCCCAAGUGUUUGAGCCUUUGCCACACAUGUGGAAGACCUGGAUGGAGUUUCUGGCUCCUGUCUUUGACCUACCUGGUCCAGUCCUGGCUGUUGAAGCCAUUUGGGGACUGAACCAGUGGAUGGAAGAACAAUCUUGUCUCUGUCUCUCUUUCUCUCUCACUUACUCUCUCACUCUACCUUUCAAACAAAUAAAAUAAAUCUUAAAAUAAGUAAACAAAAUUGGAUGGUGAUUCUCUUGGGUCUCCAGUGUUUGUACAGAUUAAUUUUUAAUAUACUAAGUUUAAUAAGAACUUAGAAGAUAUACUUAAGAAGUUUACAGUUACCAUAAAAACAGGAGGAUAUGUCAUACAUUUUGCAUGCAAGAUUGAGAAUUGUUAACUAUUUUGGAAAAUGAUAAAGGAACUAAAUCUUAUAGUUAAAAGGUGGAGAUGGACAGGCUGGAUUUUUUUAAAGGCCCACUAUAUAAUUGUAAAAGAUGCAUUGAAAGAAUAGGGAAAAAAAUCACACAAACAACAAUAACAAGAAAAUUUGUGCAUAUAUAAUAAUCUUGGUCAAGCAGCUUAAAUAUCAAGAUCGGGUCAGCGCUGUGACGUGACAUAAAGCUGCAGCCUGUAGUACUAGCAUCCCAUAUGGGUGCCAGUUCUAGUUCUGGCUGCUUCAUUUUCAAUCCAGCUCCCUGCUAUGGCCUGGGAAAGCAGUAGAAGCUGGCCCAAGUCCUUGAGCCCCUGCACCCACAUGGAAGAAGCUCCUGGCUUAAGAUCGUCCCAGCUCCAGCCAUUGCAGCCAUCUGGGGAGUGAACCAGUAGAUGGAAGACUUCUCUUUCUCUCUCUGCCUCUGCCUCUCUGUAACUGUGCCUUUCAAAUAAAUAAAUAAAUCUUUAAAAAAAAAUACUAUCAGCGAUAAAAGAGUAAUUUUUUAAUUUGUUUUAUUUAUUUGAAAGAGUUAGAGAGGUAGAACAGAAAGAAAGGUCUUCCAUUGGCUGGUUCACUCCCCAAAUGACUGCAAUGGACAGAGCUGAGCUGCUCCAAAGCCAGGAGCCAGGAGUUUCUUCUGGGUCUCCCACCCAGGUACAGGGGCCCAAGGACUUGGCCCAUCUUCUGCUUCCCCAGGCCAUAGCCGAGAGUUAGAUCAGAAGAGGAGCAGCCAGGACUUGAACUGGUACCCAUAUGGGAUGCAGGCACUGCAGGAUGGGGCUUUAACCCACUAUGCCACAGCACCGGCCCCAGGAGAGAUUCUUAAAGAUUUAUUUAUUUGAGAGACAGAAGGAGACGGAGAGAAAUCUUCCAACCGAAAUGGCCUCAUUGGCUGGAGCAAUGAUGAGGAAAUAAAGUUUCCAUGUUCCUAUAUCUGUUAAUGAAGUUGAAACUGUAAUUUUAAAUCUCUUACAAAGAAAAUUCUAGAGCAUUUUAUUUACUGAUAUAUUCUACCAUAUAUUUAGAGAAUAAUUUAAAAAAAAAAGAUUUAUUUAUUUGAAAGGCAGAAUUGCAGAGAGGGAGGUCUUAAUCCUGUGGUUCACUCCCCAAAUGACUGCAAAGGCCAGAACUGAGCUGAUCCAAAGCCAGGAGUGUCCUCUGGGUUUCCCAUACAGAUGCAGGGGCCCAAGCACUUGGGCCAUCUUCUACUGCUUUCCCAGGCCAUAGCAGAGAGCUGGAUCAGAAGUAGAGCAUCUGGGACUUGAACCAUUGCCCAUAUGGGAUGCUGGCCCUGCAGGCAGUGGCUUUACCUGCUACACCACAACACUGGUCCCAGAAAUAAUUAACUACUUGAGAGGCAGAAUCCUCUGAUUUACUCCCAAAAUUCCUGCAGUAUUAAGGGCUGGGCCCUGCCAAAGCUGGGAGCCGGGAACUCAAUCGAUGUCUUGCAUGUGGAUGGCAAGAAUCCAAUUAUUUGAGCCGUUAACUGCUGCCUGCCAGGGUCUUAGUCACUGGGAAACUGAAAUCAGAAGUCAGAAUCAGGUUAUUAAACCCAGGUACUCUGAUACGGGACAGGGUGUCUUGACCAGUGUCUUAACCACUAGGCCAAACACCAACCCCAGAAAUAAUUUUCACUCUUCUUGGACAGUCUCUUUCAGAGAAUUGAGGAAAAAUGAAUAUUUACUAAUCAAAUAACCAAGACUAGAUAGCUGAGAUACCAAACUGAUAAGAUCAUUGCAAGGAAAAAAAUUGCCAUGUUCCUUGAGCAUAAUUGUAAAAAUCCUCAACAAAAUUUUGACAGUGAAUCUAGCAAUUCCAAAGGAUAGCACAUAAUGAAGUGAGAUCUAUCUGAACACUACAAAGUUUUAAUAUUUGAAAGUUGUUAGUAACUUACCACACUGGCAGAAUAAAGAAGAAAAACUGCAGUCAUCUCAUAUAUUAAAUGAAUAUUUAAUAAAACAUAGUACCCAUUUAUCCACAGAUAAGAAAUGGAAGGGAAUUUCCUAAAUUUGAUCAGUGAAAUAAAUGAAAAAGCGUUAACAUAAAAUAGUGAUUUAAUGAACUUUUUCCCCUAAAGUCAGAAAUAAAGCUAAGGCAUAAUUACUUUUUAUUGUUUCUACUUAAUGCUUGGGGAUCUUAGCCAGUUCAGUAGGUAAGAAGAGGCAUAAAUAUUGGGGGGCUGGCACUGUGGCGUAGCAGGUAAAGUCACUGCCUGCAGUGCUGGCAUCCCAUAGGGGCACCAGUUCAAGUCCCGGCUGCUCCACUUCUGAUCCCGCUGUCUGCUAUGGCCUGGGAAAACAGUAGAAGAUGACCCAAGUCCUUGGGCCCCUGCACCCAUGAGGGAGACCCGGAAGAAGCCCCUGGCUCCUGGCUUUGGAUUGGCGCAGCUCUGGCUGUUGAGGCCAAUUGGGGAGUGGACAAGUAUUUUUAUGUAAAGGUGACAUGAUUGAGUGUACUGAAUAUACAAAGGAAUAUUGAAUAUGACCACUAGAAUAAAUUUGUGAAUUAAACAUGAUAAGUGAAUAGAUACAUGGUAAAUACGUAAGAUCAACUAUAUUUUUGUAUUUUAGAUAAACAGCUGGCAAGCUGGCCUAUAAACCAAAUCCAGCCAGCCUCCUUUUGGUGAAUGAAAUUUGUUUGGAACACAGCUACACCUAUUUAUUUACAUGUAUCUGUGGAGGCUUUUGUACUACAAGGGCAGAGUAGAGCAGGCGGUGCUGAGCUCAUAUGACUUACAAGGCUUAAAAUAUUUUACAUACCAUCUGGCCACUUAUUGAAAAGUUGGUUGACAUCUGAUUUAGAACAGAUCAUUGGGAAGUGAAAUGUGUAACGUAAUACUGUAUAUAGUAGCAUCAACAAACAUCAAACACUCAAAAAUAAAUAUAACAAAUAUUUUUGAAGCCUCUACAACAGUAGUUCUUAAUGGAUGGAGUUAAUUUUACUCUCCUCAGGGAACAUUUGGCAAUGAAGUAUAUGGAGAUUUUUUUUUUCAAGAUUAAUUUAUUUAUUAUUUGAAAGGCAGAGUUAGAGGCAGAGAGAAAAAUGUCUUUCAUCCACUGGUUCACUCCCCAAAUGGCCGCAACAGCCAGAGUUGGGCCAAUCCAAAGCUAGGAGCCAGGAGCUGCUUCCGGGUCUCCCACACGGGUACAGGGGCCCAAAGACUUGGGCCAUCCUCUGCUGCUUUCCCGGGCUAUAGCAGAGGGGUGGAUUGGAAGUGGAGUAGCUGAGACUUGAACUGGUGCCCAUGUGGGAUGCCAGCAUUGCAGGCAGUGGCUUUAUCCACUACACCACAACGCCAGCCCUUACAGAUAUUUUUGAUAGCCAUAACUAGAGAAUACUACUUGUAUCCUGUAAGCUGAAGCCAGGGAUACUAGGAUAACACCUUCCCCGCCCCACCAAAAAACAAGCAAGCAAACAAAUACUUAGAAUGAUCUGGUCCAAAAUGUCAGUAGUGCCAAAGUUGAGAAAAUCUGGCUCCACAAAAAACUUUAGGAACACUACUGAGAUUAAAAAUCUAAAUAAAUGGAGGGUUAACCUGUGCUAAUGAGUAUAUAUUUCAGCUGGUAUCUUCCCCAAACCUGAUUUACAAAUUCAGAAUAAUUCUAGUCAAAAUCCCAGUAGACAUUUUUAAAAAUAGACAUUGACAUGCUAAUUCUAAAAUUUAUAUGAAAAUUCAAAGCCUAGGAUAGCUAGUCUGGCACUGUGGUGCAGUGAGUUAAACGUUAAGCUACCAUCUGCAGCACCAGCAUCCCAUAUGGGCACCGGUUUGUGUUCAAGCUGCUCCAUUCAGCUCCCUGCUGAUGCACCUUGAAAAAUAGCAGAGGAUGGUCCAAGUGGUUGGGGCCUGCACCCACUAAGAGGCCUAGAAGGAGCUCCUGGCUCCUGACUUCAGCCUGGCCCAGCUCUGGCCGUUGGGGCCAUUUGAGGAGUGAACCAGUGGAUUGAAGAUCUCUCUCUGUUCCCCUCAGCCCCGCCACCCCCGUAAUUCUGACUUUAAAUAAAUAAAUCUUUUAAAAAAAAUAAAUAAAGCUUAGGUAGAUAGAAAAAUCUUUAAGAAGUUUUGAGAUUUGUACUAUCCAAUUUCAAGACUUAGAGUAAUCAGAACUGUGCCUUUUUGGCAGAUAGAUAGAUAGAUAGACAGACAGACAGACAGACAUACCAGAGUUAAAGAAUAGAGAAUACAGAAAUAGACCUGGAGGCGGCAGCACGACCGGGAUUGACUCCGGGGGCGCAGCGAGGAGAGACAUGAGGCUCAGCUGGGUCCUGACGGUACUGUCCAUCUGCCUGAGCGCCCUGGCAACGGCCAUGGGGGGAGGCAAGCGGAAGCUGCAGAUCGGGGUCAAGAUGGUGGACCACUGUCCCAUCAGAUCGCGCAAAGGGGACGUGCUGCACAUGCACUACACGGGGAAGCUGGAAGAUGGGACGGAGUUUGACAGCAGCCUGCCCCAGAAGCAGCCCUUCGUCUUCUCCCUGGGCACUGGCCAGGUCAUCAAAGGCUGGGACCAGGGACUGCUGGGGAUGUGUGAGGGGGAAAAGCGGAAGCUGGUGAUCCCGUCGGAGCUGGGGUAUGGCGAGCGGGGCGCUCCUCCCAAGAUCCCAGGUGGUGCAGCCCUGGUGUUCCAGGUGGAGCUGCUCAAGGUCGAGCGCCGGGCGGAGCUGUGGCUGGGCCGGGCAGGGGCGGGGAGGGCCCCCCAGGGACCAGACUGUUCAGAAAAAGAGAAACACCUUCAGAGCCUCAAAAAAAAAAAAGAAAAAGAAAUAGACCUACUUGUGGACAGGGAUUUAGCCUAGCAGUUAAGAUGCUCAAGUCCCAAAGCAGAGUACCUGGGUUCAAUACCUGACUCUAGCUCUGGCUCUUAACUCCAACUUGGUACUAAUGCAGACCCUGGGAGUCAGCAGUGUUGGCUCAAGUGAUUGGAUUCCUGCCACUCAUGUGGGAGACCUAGAUUGAUUUCCUAGAUCCUGUCUUAAGCCCCAGCUGUUGGGGGCAUUUGGGAGGUGAAUCAGCAGAUGGAAGCACACACAUGCUCUCUGCCUAUCAAAUUGUUUUUUUAUAUAUCCUAUAAGAAAGAAAAGGAACUGCUCAAAUACUAAUUCACAACGAAGGUGCCUUUGUAAUUUAAUGGAGAAAGAAACAUCCUUUUAACACAUAAUGUUACAGCAGCCAGUUAUCUAAGUGGAGAAAAUAAACCUUACCCUCAAAUAAAGCAGUAAUUUGAGGUGGCUUAUGGAUGUAAAUCAGUAGUCGAAUUAGAGUAGGGAGAGGACCUAGGAGAAGAGAUGGGGGUUAUGGAAGAAUUUGCUGACUGUUGAGUGCUUGACCCACAGGGUAAGCAGUGGAGGUUCAGUUUGGGUGGAGAAGCACAGCAUGAUGGAGAUGUGAAUACUUAUCAUUAAAGUGUCUUAUGUCUAUAAGACAGGAGGUAAUAUUAGAAUGAGUUCAGCUUCGCACAGAAUUCUAGGAAGCACAACCUGCAACAUUUCCAAAGAUGUGGGAAGUUUUAUUAUGCCCCUACUGGACUGGCUGCAGCUGCUGCCCCUCUGAGCUGCACCUCAGGGGAUUCCAGUGGCUCCCAUUGCCUACCAUAUUGUUCUGUGUUGUGAUACCCAUUUCAAAGAGGGCUGUGAACAAAUAGAAUUCAUUAAAUUAGGAGGAAUCCAAAGGGAGGAGGGAGUGUCUUAAAGACCAUGCAAAGUUAGUGAUUGUUGAAGGAACUGGCAUUAUCUUACCUGGAAAUGAACAUUGCAAAGGGCAUGAUCACGAUCCCCAUAUGCUUUAAGAGUAGAAAGGUAAACUGUUGGGCUAGACUGGUGAAAAUAAGGAAAGUGAUGAGAAAAGAGAGAAACAGGAAAGGGCAGGGCCUUAAAAACCAAGGUAAGUUAUUUGAACUUUUAUGUUGAAUACAGUGGAAGCUAUCAGAGGGUCUUAAGUACUGUACUAAUGUGAUUAUAUUUGUAUUUUGCCAAAGAUUAUACCGACUACCAUCUUAAGUUGGAUUUAGAGAUUGAGGAAGAGGAGCUGUUGAAAUAUAGAGAAGGAGUGGACAUUUAGCAUAGCAGUUAAAUUACCACUUUGGAUGUCUUGGGUUCAAGUCCCUGCUACUCUGCCUUCAGUUCAUCUUCCUGCAAAUGUACACCCUAGGAGACAGCAGAUGAUGGCUCAGAUGUUGAAGUUCUUACCACCCAUGCACGAGAGCCAGAUUGAUUUCUGUGAUGCUGGCAUUUGGGGAUUAAACCAGCAGAUGAAAGAUCUCUUGCCAUCUCUCUCUCUGCCUUUCAAAUGAGAGGAAAAUAAAAAUAAAUAAAUAUAAAACCUACUAGGAUAUAAUAAUAAGUAAGAAGAAAGCACAGUCUAAAAAAUAGAUAAUACAAAAGUACUAUAGCAUUUUAGAGAAAAUUGACAUAACAUAGUAUAUAAGAGAAUGGGAUCCUUUCUGGAGUUCUUGUGUUACCCAGACUUUUUGUAGUGACUUUAGGCAUAAUGGUAGGCCAUGCCUUUGAAGUUGGAAUCCAUUGUCUGUUCCCUUGGAAAUGCUGAAAAAGUUGUUAGUGGACCUGAUUUGGCUUCUUGUGCAGAUACUUAGUUUUAGAAUAAUUGAACCUUACUGUUGAUAUAGAAUACCAUUUCUGCUACAGCUCUGAUAUGGGGCCUUACUGUUCCAUCUGCAUAAUUACUCAGGAAAAUACUAGGUACUUUAGAAAAAUUAUUUAUGGGCCUGUGUUGUAGCACAACAGGUUAAGCUACUACCUGUGAUGCCAAUAUCCCAUAUGCACACCAAUUCGAGUUCUGGCUGCUCCACUUCUAUUCCUGUUGUCCGGGAGAGCAGCAGAAGAUGGCCCAUGUGCUUGUGCCCCUUGCCACUCAUUUGAGAGACCUGGAUUGGAGUUCCAGGUCCUGGCUUCAGCCUGGCGCAGUCUUGGCCAUUGUGAUCAUUUGGAGAGUGAAUUAGCAGAUGGAAGCUCUGUUUCCCCACCCCCCUCACUCUGCCUUUCAAAUAGAUACAUAAAUCUAAAAGAGAAAAAUUAUUAAUAACUAAGGAUAUUAUACUGUAUAGUUUUUACCCCUACAUUGUAAAACUAUUGUUUGAUACACUUUAAUUAAUAUUCAGUAUUAUUAAUUUGUACAAGUAUUACAGGGGUAGGCAGGCAAUAAUUAUCAUCAUUAAAAUGCUAUAUUUAUAUAAUUGAAGGUGAAAAGAUUUAAAUUUUUUAUUAUUCUC
This is a messenger RNA of Oryctolagus cuniculus (rabbit), 12556 nucleotides long. NCBI's taxonomy places the organism in Eukaryota, Metazoa, Chordata, Mammalia, Lagomorpha, Leporidae. The record is from RefSeq and is a predicted model, not a curated record.